Messenger RNA from Teleopsis dalmanni, 1935 nucleotides. RefSeq names its product G-protein coupled receptor Mth2-like. The record is from RefSeq and is a predicted model, not a curated record. Gene Ontology annotation, molecular function: G protein-coupled receptor activity. The coding region runs from base 387 to 1904 and encodes 505 amino acids. The transcript is spliced from 8 exons. NCBI's taxonomy places the organism in Eukaryota, Metazoa, Arthropoda, Insecta, Diptera, Diopsidae. Gene Ontology annotation, biological process: cell surface receptor signaling pathway; G protein-coupled receptor signaling pathway. Gene Ontology annotation, cellular component: membrane.
CACUUUUCAGUUAAAUUGAAAUUGUUGCUUCGUUAGGUUGUUCGAUCGGGCAAAGUAACGUAGAAACUCACUGUGGGAGUUGCGUGUUAAAUAUGUGAUUUUUUGCGAUUUUACCUAACAAAUUUAUAUGAAUAAAUUUGAGUUUAGUGAAAUUAUUGCAAUAUAAAAUUUAUGUAAAUUAUUAAGUAUAAAUAAUAUGGGAAAUACCGCGUUUUUAAAUUGGCAAAUGAAAUCUGUAAUCUAAUGAAAUCUCGAUAAUUUACACAAACAAAACUAGAAAGCGGCUAUUUAUUAAACGUUUGACCGAUAAGAAGUGAAUUGUUUAAACAAUUGCACAAAUCAGGUUUUCAUAUAGCAUAAAUUAUUUGAAAGUUUCAAUUUCAAACAUGCCUCAUCCAGUAUGCAAAUUUAUGUUUCUCAGUUUCACAGCCUGCGUUUUAGUGUAUUUACCACAAAUUUUAGCUUAUCCAGGCGAGAGUUAUCAUCAUCGCGAUGGACUACAUACACCAUGUACAUUUUUUGAUACCGUCAAUGUGACAAGUGAUACGAAAUUUGAAAAUGGUUCAUAUUUGCAUGAUGGUGUCUUGAUACCAAGACAUUUGGUUGGCUUAUACGAUUAUAUUUACAAGGACUUAGUUACACGGGAAGAGGUGCCACCACAUUAUCGUGGGUGUAUAUGUAAAGUGAAACCUUGCAUCAAUUUUUGUUGCCCGUGGGGCACAAUUUACAAUUCAAAUCUGAGCUCAUGUGUUAAUACAAGUGAGGAACAUCAAUGGCCAGAACCAACAAUCAAUAUAACACUACCAGAUAGUUCACUCAAAACAGUCAACAUAUUUGAACAAUUCGCAGUGCAAAAUUUUCGUCCAUGUAAGAUAAUGUUUUCUUUAAUACCAGAGAUGUAUUACUACGAUGGCUGGGAACUAUUUUCAAAUGGCACAAUGUUCCGUUUGGAUGAUGAAAUUUAUUUUGUUAAAAACGAAUUUUGUUUAGUACCUACUGUGGUCAAUGAAACAGAUUUGUUUUAUAAAAUAAAUCCAGCCAAUUGUAAGGUUUCCUCAGAGUAUGGUACCAUGAAAAUCAUAAAUGCUUAUGCUAUGCUUUUUUCCAUACCAUUUAUGGUAUUGACCAUAGUGGUUUACCUUUUAAUACCCGAACUGCGUAAUCAACAUGGAAAAUCUUUGGUUUGCUAUUUGAUGGGCUUAAUUGUCGGGUACACUCUACUGAGCUCUACUUCUCUACUCAAUGAUUUAUCGCCAGGCAGCAUGUCUUGUAAAAUUAUAGGUUACACUGCUUAUUACUUUUUUAUGGCAGCAUUUUUAUGGCUGAACGUUAUCAGCUUUGAUUUAUGGCAUAAUUUUCGUGGUACACGUGGCAUCAAUCGAUUACAAGAGAAAAAACGCUUCUUGUUCUACUCGCUUUAUGCUUGGGGCUUAGCAGCUGUUUCCUUAGUAUUUACUUGGUUUGCUGAAGAACAACUGGAUGUAUCGGAGUACUACAAGCCUGGCAUUGGAAGUGAAUAUUGUUGGUUAGAUAUGAGAACUUGGUCUGCUAUGAUCUACUUUUUUGGACCCAUACUAAUUAUCAUUCUUGCAAAUACGGUUAUGUUUGUCAUGACAGCUAUGAAGAUACACAAAGUGCAAGUUGAAAUGGCACGGAUAAUGGCAAGAGAGGAUAGUACCAGAAAUUUACGCACGGAAAAGGACAAAUUUGGACUAUUUUUGCGACUUUUUAUUGUAAUGGGUGUUACUUGGUGCUUAGAAAUAAUGUCAUAUUUUGUUGGUCCCGAUAAAGCUUGGGCAAAAAUAUUUUAUAUUACUGACAUUUGUAAUGCCAUACAAGGUUUCCUUAUAUUUAUGCUAUUUGUUAUGAAAAAGAAAGUUAAACAUCUAAUAACAAACAGGUGAGUGGACGACUUUAAUGAUUCACAAGUAAUUG